Molecule: messenger RNA, 462 nt
Organism: Rotaria socialis
Lineage: Eukaryota; Metazoa; Rotifera; Eurotatoria; Philodinida; Philodinidae
Source: the annotation of a GenBank genome assembly
AUGAAAUCUCUCAUAAAGCCACCACCACCACGUAAUUCUUGGGAACUGUUACUCGAUGAUUAUUUAAAACACUCUAAUGUUAAAACAAACUUACCAUUUGAAUUAUCACCAAAUAGUCCUCCAUUAAAACAACAAUCAACAAACCCUUUAUCUCAACCUGUUUCACCUAAUCUAUUUCACGAAACAUUUAUUCCAUCGUCCCAUUAUCAAUAUCCACAGUAUUCAUCUAAUACUCCAUAUGAAAUACCAUCUUGUCUUCCUCCACGUCGCUAUAAAAUGACACUUGAUGAACUUGUUUAUUUAAUAAGUCAAGUAGGUCGAUCUGAUUUAUACCGUGAAAUGGUACAAUACGUUAAAGCACAGCAAAUAUCAACAUCUUCUCAUGUCAAUACUAACUCAUCAAAAAUCAAUACUUAUUCAAAGAGAAGAAGAAGAACAACAACAACAGAACCAUUUCUAUGA